AUGAGCGGCCAAAAAGCGAUGGUUGUCCUGGCGGCGAGAGUAUAUAUGUCGUUGCUACUGCUCUCGUUCUUCUCGUUUGUCUCGUCGGCGCAACGAAACGAUGAUGAUGUACACACAGCCGCUCGUGCUCGAGCAGAACUGUCCACCAUUCUCGGGAAAACGUCUCCGUGGCGGACGGAUUUCAACACCUACGACAGUUACUCGGAGUUUAGCGAGGACACAAAAGAGGAAGUGAAUGGACAACAACAACGCUCUUCAGAUUCAGAUUCUUCUUCUCCCGAAGAUGUGUUUACCUAUCGCGAGUGGCGAACGAAACCGAUCGAUUUCUAUUUGUCGGUGUCGUUGAAACUGUCCGGCUUCCACCGAGACGGAAAUUUUCUCGCGAAAGUGACGAAACGAGACAUCGAACCAUUUUUAGAGACGGUAAAGUCAGACGCGUUGAGCGAAGGAGAGAUGUAUAAAAUGCACUUUCACUAUCGCGUGAUGCACGCGAGGAAAGAGGUAAACGCAGAGGUUGAGAAAGCGAUACAGGAAAAUGUUCGCGUCGAAAGAGAAUGGUCUUCGACGAGUAAGGCGAAGAAUACGGUGGAUUUUAGAAAAGUAGAUGGAAUUAUCGAAAAGGAUAACGUGUUUGGCGGGGACGACGAUAUGACGAAAGUAUAUAGGACGGAGAAGGACGACGUUUUUUCACCGUACGUGAUUUACGCGUUAAAUCCGAGACGGCCGAAGAAUCCAAACGAUAACAAAGCAAGCGUGCAGUACGUGUAUUCGUUUCUGAGUCACGAGGGUGGUGGUGGCGGUGAUGAUAAAAAGUAUGAUAAAAAGUCGUCGAAUUCGAGUCAGUGUUUCGGGACGUCGAUGGUAUCGAGAGACGACGCGUCGUCAUCUUCUUCUCCGUCGGCUCCGGCGUACGCUUGGGUAGAUUUAACCAGCGGCCCAAACGGGUUUACCAAGAAGAGAACAAAGUUUACGACCGAUUACUCCAGACGAGUACCUCCGAAAGUUUUAGGCGCGCACGCGAAACAGGAAAACGUUCCGCUAUUAUCCGCCUCAAUCGCCGGUUUUUUGGGCGAUGCGAGUAAAACGUUAUUUGCGCCGUCGAUUAGGCGCGAAUUUUUGGACGAGCACUUCGGGUCGUUGUCAUCGUCAUCGGUAUCGAGCGGCGGCAAAGAAAAGAUGAUGGUAAAAUUCAAGACUGACGACGCGUGGAUUUCACACGUACAAAUUGAACUCGUUCGCAUAUCGGAACUUCCGUUCAAUUUACAGAGCGAACGAGACGCGAAGAAAAUCGAUCCCGACCAUCGCGUCGAAAAGUAUUUACAGAAAGCACUUCUUCCCGGGAGAAAGAUUAAAGUGAACGAACGCGAGCAACACGAACACGAACAGAAUAAGGAAAAGAUAGAAAAUAGAAAUAGAAAUAGCGAGAGAACGAGUAGUAAUAGUAAUAGCAGCGGUGCUAGAGGUUUUGAAGAAGAUGAUGAAGAAUUUCUCGUGGACGAAAGCGAGCUUCUCUUUUGGGUCGAGGAAUACGAAGAAGGCAUUCGAAAGCAACUCGGUCUGAGAGACGGUGACGAGACGACAAAAGUUAUACCGGUAUUUCUGUUCGAUUUGAAGUUAACCACGCACGGUAAACUCGGCGCGUUUACCGAUGGGAAGCAAGCGGAAAUAGCCAAAGACAACUCUUUCAUCGUCGCCGUGCGUAACAGCAAGAAACAUAAAAUCGACAUUCCUUCGUUCAAAUGUUUCGAAGACGACCCGACGCAAAACGCGUGGGUGGAUUCCUCGGACGUCUUGCGUGCGCUGAAAGCGUCGUUGAUGACAAAUUUGUUUGGCAUACACGUCGACGUCGAUCGCGACGACGUGGAUUUAUCCUGGGCCAUCGGUAACGACGUCUUCACGCCUUUAUCCGCCGGCGAGGGCGAUUCGUUUGCAAUCAUCGACGGCGCCAAACGAACGACCAUUGCAGUUGGCAUGCAAAAAAUCAGACGCUUCAUUGCAACGCGGUUGGAAAUUCUGCACGACAUCUGCAGAGAGGACGGCGAAAACGAAAACACGUUCGCCCACGCCUUCCCGCGGGAACCGUUGCGCAAAACCUUCCUCGCUCGCUCGCGUUUGUUAAAAUUCAAACACGAGGAAGCCGUCAAAGCGACUACUUUGCGCGAAUGGGAACGCGCCGCCACUUUCGUCUUAUCCUCCAUCGUCGAUGCAAACGCCAUGGUCGAGGCGUUAGAGGAAACCAUCGCCUCGCACAAAGUCCGAUUGGAUUGUUACAACAACAGUCCUCCUCCUGGCGGUUCUUCUCCGAGGACGACGACGACGAGAAAAAAUACGAAGAAGAAGAAGAAGCUUCCCGAUGACGGAAGUCGUUCGUACCACUUCCUCGAAGCGUUCUUGUACGGUGGAUUCGAGGCUUUCUUCGGUACCGCUUUUUUAAUCGUUGUAUACGUGUGUCUCGUCGAAGUCAUCGCAUUCUACCGAAAAACCAAAGGAAAAAAGCGAAGUACUGGUGAAAGCUCGUACAGGAAAGAGGAGUGA
Messenger RNA from Bathycoccus prasinos, 2535 nucleotides. RefSeq lists its product with no specific name. The coding region runs from base 1 to 2535 and encodes 844 amino acids. The record is from RefSeq and is a predicted model, not a curated record. The transcript has 2 exons. NCBI's taxonomy places the organism in Eukaryota, Viridiplantae, Chlorophyta, Mamiellophyceae, Mamiellales, Bathycoccaceae.